This is a messenger RNA of Linum trigynum, 2384 nucleotides long. The record is from the annotation of a GenBank genome assembly. NCBI's taxonomy places the organism in Eukaryota, Viridiplantae, Streptophyta, Magnoliopsida, Malpighiales, Linaceae.
ACAGAAAACAAAUGUAUAUGGGAAAGUUUACAAUAAUCCUUAAACUUAUGCACCAAAAAUGUAAUUUCGCUCAUCCUUAGUACCCUUCGGAAAUCUCACAGUUUGCUGUAAUGUGGCCGUCGGCGACUUGGCGCUGAAGCCUGAAACUGAUUGUCAAGCAAAUAGAGCAUAUAAAAGAAAGGCGCGCAGCAAAUUCAAUAGCUGGCAACGGCGAUUUGUAGAAGAAGUUGAAGCCUUCGCACUGUUCUCGGGCGCCGCUCGAUUGUUUCCGCCGUCAGUGUCCUUGCCUACCUUCGUCUCGUUCCUUGCGCAGCUACCUUCAGUUGCCCCCUGAAAGUCUUCCUACUGGUAAGAGUAGCUCUUUUCUUAGGAACCCAGUAUCUGUGUUUCAAUAAAGUCUUGAUUUUUCAUUGAAAUUGUCCCAGUUCAGUUUGUGAGCCCCCUAUUUAUGCCAGCAUGAAAUUUUUGAAGUUCAGCAGGUCAUAUUACCGAAAAUUUUCAUUAGGGUUCUUGUGUUUGUUAAAUAAAUGAUCUAUGCAUUUUCUUUUCAUGUAAUUUAAUUCGGUUUCAGGCUUUUGAUUUAUCUCCAGUGACUGUAAACUCUUUGCAGUUACAUACUGAUUAGUUGUAGCAGUAUGGUUAACCUUUUUCUCACAGUGACUAAUGGUUGCAAGUUUGAUCCAUGCAUGUUCUGGAAAAUCAGAAUACAUAACUGGAGAACUUGUUUAUCAGUUAAUUAGAGAGUUAUAGGGUGAGGGAGAGUUAGCAAUGGAGGAAAGUUUUCUCAAACAACAAGAUGAGCCAUGGCGGAUCCUCGAAUUCUAUAGUGGCAUUGGUGGCAUGAGGUAUUCUCUAAUGAAGGCUGGCGUGAAAGCAGAAGUAAUGGAAGCAUUUGACAUUAAUGACACAGCCAAUGAUGUUUAUGAGCACAAUUUCCGACAUCGCCCUUAUCAGGGUAAUAUCCAGAGUUUGACUUCUUCUGAUCUUGAUAGCUACCGUGCCGAUGCAUGGCUUCUUUCACCUCCUUGUCAACCCUACACCAGACAAGGUCUGCAGAAGCACUCAGGUGAUGCUAGGGCCUUUUCAUUUCUCAGGAUUCUUGAACUUAUACAAGAGGCAAAACGGCCUCCAAGUAUGCUGUUUGUGGAAAAUGUUGUAGGAUUUGAGACGUCUGACACACGAGCAAAAAUGAUUGAGAUAUUAGUGAAUUCAGGUUUCAUCACCCAAGAAUUUAUUUUGAGCCCUUUACAGUUUGGUGUGCCUUAUUCCAGGCCACGCUACUUUUGCUUGGCCAAACGAAAACCUUUAUCCUUCCAGCACCAAGUCUUUAAUAAUCGGCUCAUCUGGUCUCCUAUCCCAUUACUUCAGUGUAAUGCAAAUAUUCUACUCGGUCAACUCGAGGAACCACCAGAAAGCUUGGACAAGUUGCUGGAUUCCUGUGAACCUGUAGAAUGUUUUCUUGAGUUCAAGGGCUUGAGCGACCUGGUAGAUGCAGAAGGAAGAACCACAACCAGUACUUCUGCUGUUGAUUUUGGAGCAGUGGAGCAUGGCAGUGGAAGCCUUAGCAUGUUGGACCAGUAUUUGGUUCCACAAAAUCUGAUCGAUAGGUGGGGCAGUGCUAUGGAUAUCGUCUAUCCUGAUUCAAAGCGUUGCUGUUGUUUUACAAAGAGUUAUUAUAGAUAUGUGAAAGGCACUGGAUCGCUUUUGGCUACUAUCCAGCCAGUGGAAAAGGGUAAAACUUGUCCGCUGAAGGAGCAAGGACUUAGAUACUUCACUCCGAGAGAGGUCGCCAAUAUGCAUUCCUUCCCUGUGGAGUUCCAGUUCCCUGAGCACAUAACCCUCAAACAACGUUAUGCGUUGCUGGGGAAUAGUUUAAGCGUAGCAGUCGUCGGUCCGCUGCUCAGUUACCUAUUCAGGGAGCCAUCGUGAAGUUUUGAAACGCAAAUCUGUGUUCUACAGAUGUAAAAUUGCUCCAACGGCCAAGCCAUGAUCAGGCAUAUCACCCCUUGUGGAUUAGAUGUUGAUGCAAACAUAGAAAGAAGAAGGGUGGGGAACAGAAUGUCAAUGGUUCAGCUUUGUUAUUGUGCCUUUUGGCGUUGGGCUGCUGGGCACCUACGACCUGGAAUGCCACAUGCGUCAGUCUCUUAAUUAUUAGUUUUCUAACUCGAGUUUUUUGUGGGUUUCUAUUGAAGUCAAUGACUGGUAUGUUUAACUUAACAAAAUUGCUGAAUGGGAUCUAGUGUGAUUUGAAUUUGAAUUACUUAGGUUUCUGAACCAGAUAGGGCUACUAGUACAUGCAGAAAAAAGAAGCCAUUAAAUUAUAUCUGGCUCCUUCCUUCCCUGUCCCUGGAGAUAUAAGAAGCCAUUAAAUCUAUGGGAAUAGC